Camellia sinensis is the source of this 1478-nucleotide messenger RNA. Its product is annotated as putative nucleoredoxin 2. The record is from RefSeq and is a predicted model, not a curated record. NCBI's taxonomy places the organism in Eukaryota, Viridiplantae, Streptophyta, Magnoliopsida, Ericales, Theaceae.
UGGAAGGACCUUUCAACUGUUUCCAUAUGUUUAGGGGGGAGAGAGAGAGAGCGAGAGAGGGAGAGAGAGAUGAGGCAUGAGGUGAAGGAAGAAGAGCUAUUGGAGAAGAAGGAAAAGAAUAACAACAACAGCAAGGAAGAUGAUGAAUUCGAGGUACUAAACAGUGGUGAAGUUGAGGUUGUCUCUUCUACCUCCUCCUAUUUGUCUCUCUUGACUUCCCAAGAUCGUGAUUUUCUUCUCUCUCCUACUGGAACUCAGGUUAAAGUUUCUGACCUUGAAGGCAAAGUAAUUGGUCUUUACUUCUCAGCCAAUUGGUACCUACCAUGUCAAAACUUCACCCAAGUUUUAGUCAACGCUUACGAGCAACUUAAAAUAUGUGAAUCCAAAUUUGAGGUUGUGUUUGUAUCAUCUGAUGAAGACUUGGAAGCCUUCAACAACUAUCGUGCAGGCAUGCCAUGGCUCGCGAUUCCAUUUUCAGAUUUAGAAUCAAAGAAAGCAUUAAAUAGAAGGUUUGACAUCGAAGGUAUCCCUUGCUUGAUCAUUUUACAAACUAACGGUCGAAAAGAUGAUGAUGGUAUAUUACACAAUGGAGUUGAGAUGAUUUAUCGAUAUGGGGUGCAAGCGUUUCCGUUCAGUAAAGAGAGAUUGGAAGAGUUGGAGGAGGAGGAAAGGGAGAGACAUGAAAGCCAGACAUUAAUCAAUUUACUAACAAACCAUGAUAGGGACUUCCUCUUGGGUCAUCAUCCCAUGCCUAAACAGGUGCCAGUUGGCUCCUUAACUGGUAAAACAGUUGGACUCUAUUUCUCAGCCCAAUGGUGUCUUCCUGGACUCGACUUCACUCCUAAGCUCAUCUCCAUCUAUCACAACAUCAAGCAAUCAUUGAUAAAAGAUAUAGACGGCGAGGACUUUGAAAUAGUAUUCGUCUCAAGUGACACAGACCAAUCACAAUUCGACUUGCAUUUCAAUACCAUGCCAUGGCUUGCACUGCCUUUUGGAGACCCAAUUACUAAGUACUUGACCAAGUAUUUCGAUAUACAAGGUAUCCCUAGUUUGGUAAUCUUGGGCCCAGAUGGUAAAACCGUUACCAAACACGGGAGGAACCUUAUAAACUUGUAUAAAGAAAAUGCUUACCCUUUUACUGAGGCUAAAGUGGAGUUGCUAGAGAAGAAAAUGGAUGAGGAGGCUAAGGACCUCCCGAGAUCGGAGAAACAUAUCGGGCACCGCCACGAGCUAACGUUGGUGUCAGAGGGGAGCGGAGGCGGGCCUUUUAUUUGUUGUGAUUGUGAUGAGCAAGGGUCUGGAUGGGCUUAUCAAUGUAUUCAAUGUGGGUAUGAGGUGCACACCAAGUGCGUGAGGCCAGUUGAUUAAGGCAUGACUGCUGAUACUUGACCAACUUUACCAAUUGGCCUUGCCACUUCCGUUGAUGUAAAAUGAAGUAGUUAAAAUUGUACCAGUCAGGUGAUGAGACUGUUUGUUAC